This is a messenger RNA of Schistocerca nitens (vagrant locust), 1272 nucleotides long. RefSeq lists its product as uncharacterized. The transcript has 3 exons. The record is from RefSeq and is a predicted model, not a curated record. Bases 1 to 1272 code for a protein of 423 amino acids. Lineage: Eukaryota; Metazoa; Arthropoda; Insecta; Orthoptera; Acrididae.
AUGUCCAAUAAGCAAACAUUAUCAGAGAAGGCAAGCAGAAGAAGGCAAGGAGAAGAAGGCAAGGAGAAGAAGGCAAGGAGAAGAAGGCAAGGAGAAGAAGGCAAGGAGAAGAAGGCAAGGAGAAGAAGGCAAGGAGAAGAAGGCAAGGAGGAGAAGGCAAGGAGGAGAAGGCAAGGAGGAGAAGGCAAGGAGGAGAAGGCAAGGAGGAGAAGGCAAGGAGGAGAAGGCAAGGAGGAGAAGGCAAGGAGGAGAAGGCAAGGAGGAGAAGGCAAGGAGGAGAAGGCAAGGAGGAGAAGGCAAGGAGGAGAAGGCAAGGAGGAGAAGGCAAGGAGGAGAAGGCAAGGAGGAGAAGGCAAGGAGGAGAAGGCAAGGAGGAGAAGGCAAGGAGGAGAAGGCAAGGAGGAGAAGGCAAGGAGGAGAAGGCAAGGAGGAGAAGGCAAGGAGGAGAAGGCAAGGAGGAGAAGGCAAGGAGGAGAAGGCAAGGAGGAGAAGGCAAGGAGGAGAAGGCAAGGAGGAGAAGGCAAGGAGGAGAAGGCAAGGAGGAGAAGGCAAGGAGGAGAAGGCAAGGAGGAGAAGGCAAGGAGGAGAAGGCAAGGAGGAGAAGGCAAGGAGGAGAAGGCAAGGAGGAGAAGGCAAGGAGGAGAAGGCAAGGAGGAGAAGGCAAGGAGGAGAAGGCAAGGAGGAGAAGGCAAGGAGGAGAAGGCAAGGAGGAGAAGGCAAGGAGGAGAAGGCAAGGAGGAGAAGGCAAGGAGGAGAAGGCAAGGAGGAGAAGGCAAGGAGGAGAAGGCAAGGAGGAGAAGGCAAGGAGGAGAAGGCAAGGAGAAGAAGGCAAGGAGAAGAAGGCAAGGAGAAGAAGGUGAUGGAGGAGGAGCUGGUAAUGUUUCUGCUGUUGGUGAUGUUGGUUUAGUUGCUGCUGGUGGAGGAGUUGUUUCUGCUAUUACUGGUAAAGGAGUUGGUUCUGCUACUGCUGGUGUGGGAGAUGGUGCUGCUGCUAUAGGAACUGGUUCUACUGCUGGAGGAGUUGCUUCUGCUGUUGCUGAUGGUGUUUCUUCUGCUAUUGCUGGUGAAGUAGUUUGUGCUGCUACUGCUGGUGAGGGAGAUGGUGUUACUGCUGUAGGAGCUGGUUCUAAUGCUGGAGGAGAUACUUCUGCUGCUACUGAAUGUGGUUCUUCUGAUGCUGCUGUUGAUUCUACUUCUGUUAGUAUUGCUUCUUUAGGACCACAACAACAACAACAACAACAACAAGAUCAGAUCCAAGGGAGGUCACAGUAG